Molecule: messenger RNA, 1616 nt
Organism: Pyrus x bretschneideri (Chinese white pear)
Lineage: Eukaryota; Viridiplantae; Streptophyta; Magnoliopsida; Rosales; Rosaceae
Product: probable indole-3-pyruvate monooxygenase YUCCA3
Exons: 3
Coding region: 130-1410 (426 amino acids)
Molecular function (GO): flavin adenine dinucleotide binding; N,N-dimethylaniline monooxygenase activity; NADP binding
Source: RefSeq, a predicted model, not a curated record
UCUCUCUCUCUCCAUUACCAAAACAGCUAUCUCUCCAACUUCCUCCCACUUCUAUAAUUUUGUGCAACCAGUACUCAAUUGGGAAACCAAUAUUUUUCACAAACUGUCUUUUCUCACUACAUACCCCAAAUGUUUCAUCAAUCAUUUGACACAGAUAUUGAGUUUUUUUCUAGGAGGUGCAUUUGGGUGAAUGGUCCUGUAAUUGUAGGGGCAGGUCCUUCAGGCCUAGCAGUUGGUGCUGGACUUAAAGAACAAGGUGUCCCAUUCAUUGUCCUAGAAAGAGCCGAUUGCAUUGCUUCUCUUUGGAAAAAACGCACAUAUGAUCGCCUCAAACUACACCUCCCAAAGCAAUUCUGCCAACUGCCCAAUCUUCCAUUCCCUGAGGACUUCCCAGAAUACCCCACAAAAGACCAAUUCAUAAGCUACCUGGAGUCCUAUGCAAACCACUUUUAUAUAAGUCCCAAUUUCAAUGAGAAUGUCCAGUCUGCCAAGUAUGACGAAACCUUUGGUCUUUGGAGGGUCAAGACGAUUAUUUCGACGAGCGACUCAAACCCUUCUGCUACUGCUGAAGUUGAGUACAUUUGCCGGUGGCUCGUGGUGGCAACUGGAGAGAAUUCGGAGAAAGUAGUGCCGGAAUUCGAAGGCUUGGAAGAGUUUAAAGGGAAUGUCGUGCAUGCCUGUGACUAUAAGUCUGGCGUGGCUUAUCAUGGCAAGCAAGUUCUAGUUGUUGGGUGUGGAAAUUCGGGCAUGGAAGUCUCUCUUGAUCUUUGCAAUCACAAUGCAAGCCCUUCGAUAGUGGUUCGAAGUUCGGUUCAUGUCUUGCCAAGGGAAAUUUUUGGAAAGUCAACCUUUGAGUUAGCAGUUUUAUUGAUGAAAUGGCUGCCACUCUGGCUUGCUGACAAGAUAUUGCUGAUGCUGGCAUGGCUAAUUUUUGGAAAUCUUGAAAAAUAUGGUCUGAAAAGGCCGACACUAGGUCCCUUGGAGCUAAAAAACAAUUCAGGGAAGACUCCAGUUUUGGAUAUUGGUGCCUUGGAAAAAAUAAGAUCUGGUGAGGUCAAGGUGGUUCCUGGAAUCAAGAGGUUCUCUCGUGGCAGAGUUGAACUUCUUGAUGGACAAAAUCUUGAGAUUGAUUCUGUUGUUUUAGCAACAGGGUACCGCAGCAAUGUUCCUUCAUGGCUCAAGGAAAAUGAAUUCUUUUCAAGAGAAGGAAUUCCGAAGAAUGCAUUCCCAAAUGGGUGGAAAGGGAAUGGAGGACUGUAUGCAGUAGGGUUUACAAGGAGAGGACUAUCUGGAGCCUCAUUGGAUGCCAUUGGUGUGUCACAGGACAUUGCCAAGAGCUGGAAAGAAGAGACCAAACAGAAGAGAAAAUCUGUUGCAGCUCGCCAUAGGAGAUGCAUUUCACAUUUUUAAAGAUGGAGGAGGGCUUGCAAAAAUGACAGAGAAAUUGGAAAUAUCCUUUUUUCCCCAUUGAAAAUCAAAUAUUAUUUGGUGACUGAUCAACCAGAACUGGGAUCAGUUUGUGUAGAAAAUAAUGUUGAAUACAGAAGGUAGCCCUCUCCUAUAGAAAAACCCCUAACAUAUGAAAGUAAUUGGCCAUAAAAGGAAGAUGUGGCUUA